UUUGCUUUACAAGAAACACAACCAAUCAUUAAUGUAUUUUGUGGUCAACUUCUUCUUCUUCAACAGUGAUACCUUCACAGGUGUGUUAUUCUUACAAGACAACAUGACAAUCCUUUAAAACAGAGUAAGGUGGGAACAAAAUACCCAAUUCCACAAAAAUGUUCAAUUUUGCCACGAUUUCAAUAGCAAUCCUACUCUGCACCUUUCUCUUCAUCUUCAGUGGCUAUGCAAUUGCAAACCCCCAACUGUAUGAUGAAGAACACGCAUUGCUUAUGAAACUAAAGCAACAUUGGCAAAAUCCACCAUCCAUCGCUCACUGGAACCCAUCCAACACCAAUCACUGCGCUUGGCCUGAAAUCACCUGCAGUCGCAAUUCCAUCACAGGACUAUUUCUCUACAACACCAGCAUCUCCCAAUCAGUCCCAUCCUUCAUUUGCGACCUUAAAAAUCUAACCCACCUGGACCUACAUUACAACUAUCUUUCCGGCCUAUUUCCAACGGUUCUCUACAACUGUUCUAAACUUCAGCACCUAGACCUCUCUGAGAACUUUAUUGUUGGUCCCAUUCCUCAUGAUAUCGAUAGCUUGUCUCAGCUCCGGUACCUCAGCCUAGCCUCCAAUAACUUUUCAUUCAACAUUCCCGCCACUAUUGGAAACAUAACGGAGCUUAGGGUACUUGAGCUUCCUCAGAAUCAGUUUAACGGUUCUUUCCCAUCAGAUAUUGGCAAUUUGAAAAAUCUGGAGCGACUAGAUUUGUCACGUAAUGCAAAAUUUGUGCCAUCAAAGCUGUCUUCAAAUUUCUCGCAACUGAGAAACCUGAAGAGUUUGUUGAUGGCUGAAGCAAAUUUGAUUGGUGAAAUUCCUGAAUCAGUUGGCAAUAUGACUGCGCUUGAGACACUGGAUUUAUCACGUAAUGGUUUGACUGGAAAAAUUCCAAACGGUAUUUUCAUGUUGAAGAAUUUAAGUAGAUUAUUUCUUUAUAUAAACAUGUUGUCGGCAGAGAUUCCACAGGUUGUUCAAUCACUCAACCUAACUGUCAUCGAUCUGUCACAGAACAAUUUGAUUGGCACAAUACCAAAUGAUUUUGGGAAGCUUGAAAACUUGGAAAGCUUGCUUUUGAUGUUCAAUCAAUUAUCAGGCGAAAUCCCAGAAAAGGUUGGGGAGAUUCCGAGUUUGAUAGAUGUCAGAUUGUUCAGCAACCAAUUAUCAGGUGCUCUUCCUCCAAACUUUGGUCGAUAUUCAGCACUUACUGGAUUCGAGGUUGCUUCCAAUAACUUUACAGGCAAGCUGCCUGAAUACUUAGGUGCUGGAGGUAAGUUAUUGGGACUAAUAGCAUUUGAUAACAAUCUCAGCGGAGAAUUGCCAGAAUCACUUGGGAAUUGUAAUAGUUUGUUAAUAAUCAAGAUUUACAACAAUAACUUCAGUGGCAAAAUUCCUGUGGGGCUAUGGACGGCAUCAAAUUUGUCAUAUGUAUUGAUAAGUGAUAAUAUGUUCACUGGUGAGCUUCCUGAAAAUUUUUCUGGGAGCCUAUCUUCUGUUGACAUCAGCAACAAUAAGUUUUCUGGUAAAAUUCCUGCAGGAGUGAGUUCUUGGAGGAAUCUACAGGUGUUUAAGGCCAGUAAUAACCUCUUUACGGGUACAGUUCCAGGAGAACUAACUCCUUUUCCUUCUUUAACUACUCUUUGGCUUGAUCGGAACCAACUCUCAGGAUCCAUUCCCUCAAAUUUGAUACCAUGGAAAAAGCUUACUUCUUUAAACCUGAGCAGAAAUCAGCUCUCAGGAGAAAUUCCGAAGGAAAUUGGCUCUCUAACUGUCCUUAAUAAUUUGGACUUGGCAGAAAACAAAUUUUCUGGAGAAAUUCCACGUCAACUUGGCUUGUUGAAGCUCACCUGCCUCAAUCUCUCUUCCAAUCUUCUCAUUGGAGAAAUCCCUAGUGAGUUCGAAAAUGGUGCAUAUGCCAGAAGCUUCACCAACAAUCCUGGUCUCUGCGCACGGCGCUCAUUUGUAAACCUCAAAAUCUGCAGUUUUCAAGCUGAAAAAUCAAGGGAAAUUUCAUCAAAAUAUUUAGCUUUGAUUAUAAGUACAAACAGUGUCGUCUUUUUGAUGGCCUUGAUAUUUUCAUUCUUCAUGUUCAAAGCUUACAGCAAGAGAAAACUUAGAUUGAAUUCCACGGAUUCGAACAUCACUAAGUUUCACUCUUCAAAUCUCACAGAAAAUGAUUUUGCCCUGGACUGGCCCAAGAGGAUGCAGAUUGCAGUGGGAGCUGCCAAGGGACUCUGUUACAUGCAUCAUGACUGCUGCCCGCCCAUUGUCCAUCGGGAUGUGAAAUCAAGCAAUAUCCUGUUAGAUUCAGAGUUCAAUGCAAAAAUAGCAGAUUUUGGUCUAGCUAAAACCUUGGCCAAGCAGGGGGAACUUGAAACAAUGUCAUCUGUGGUUGGUUCUUUCGGGUAUAUUGCUCCAGAGUAUGCUCAUACAACCAAAGUCAAUGAGAAGACAGACAUCUAUAGCUUUGGAGUGAUCCUUUUGGAGUUAACAACAGGAAGAGAAGCUAAUUAUGGUGAUGAACAUACAUACCUUGUCAAAUGGGCAUGGCGACAUCUUCAAAAUGGCAACCCUAUUAUCGAUGCUUUGGAUGAGGAGAUCAAAGAAGCUUGCUAUUUGGAUGAAAUGAGUCGAGUAUUCAGCCUAGGGAUCCGUUGUACAAGCAAGCCACCUGCUAUUAGGCCUAGCAUGAAGUCGGUUUUGGAAAUCUUAGUCAAUCCUCCAGUUAUUUCCCAUAAUAAAAUUAUAUACACCUAAUUUUGAGUAUUCGAUUGAAUACUUAAAUGAUAUGUUAUCAUAUGAUUAAGUGAUUUUAAAUUAAAAAAAAUUAUUACUUAAUCACAUGAUGAAAUAUCAUCUAAAUACUCAAUUUAGUACUUGUUACAGAAUAUGUAAAAAUGUACAUUAGUAUCUAGGGUUUAAUUAUAGCAGUUUAAUUAUGGUAAAAGUUGAUUAUAAGAUCACAAUUAUGAGAAUCAAAUAUUCCUUUUUCCU
This is a messenger RNA of Mangifera indica (mango), 3035 nucleotides long. RefSeq names its product receptor-like protein kinase 5. Bases 159 to 2798 code for a protein of 879 amino acids. NCBI's taxonomy places the organism in Eukaryota, Viridiplantae, Streptophyta, Magnoliopsida, Sapindales, Anacardiaceae. Gene Ontology annotation, molecular function: ATP binding; protein kinase activity; protein binding. Gene Ontology annotation, biological process: protein phosphorylation. The transcript is spliced from 2 exons. The record is from RefSeq and is a predicted model, not a curated record.